Messenger RNA from Perkinsus marinus ATCC 50983, 831 nucleotides. RefSeq lists its product as hypothetical. The transcript has a single exon. Lineage: Eukaryota; Perkinsozoa; Perkinsida; Perkinsidae. The record is from RefSeq and is a predicted model, not a curated record. Bases 1 to 831 code for a protein of 276 amino acids.
AUGAUCCGCUCUGCCCUCUUUUCCAUCGUCCUUUGGCAGACAGCUGCCGAUGACCACAAGCCGUCUGAAGAGAUCAUCUUGCCGACGAAGCCUCCACAGCCACCGACUGACAACGGCGAUCAUGAGGAUUUCUUUCAAAUGCUUCAUUACCUGUUCCACCACGGUAUGGGUGGUGUCCAUAGCGAGGCCGCGGACUUCAUGCCGAGUGCCGUUGGCGAUAUUACUGAUAUCAUGCCGGGUGACUUCUUUGAUACCCGGAAGACUACCAAGUUUGGGGUUUACUCGGGUGACUUCAAAUUGGACGAAUAUGACAGCGUCGCCACCGACGUGACGGUUUACGCCAAGACGAAAGAGUACAACGUCAACGAUGAGGACUUCCGUUAUCUCACCGUUGGUGUCCACGGAGGCACCUUUGGGCAUUGGUUUGGUUACUACCCGACCGUGAAGAUGUACAAUGGUGUCGGCAAUGCGUACAUCAGCGCCUAUUACUUCCGUCCUCUUCCUGUCGAACCUGACAUGAUGACUGGAAAUCAUUCAGUAGGUGAGGAAGCAACCACCACACCCAAGCCGGUGGGUGGUGAGCACGGCCGGGACGAGGAUUAUCAUCACGUCACUUUGACGGCCAAGGCCCGGGCUAACAUCUACCUCCCAUGGGGUCAGACGGCUGUUCCUUGCUUUGGUCCCGCUGGUGGCGAUGGCACCUGGUAUCUGAUGCAUAAGUUUGGUGAUGAGAGGCUUCAUUGUGUCGUCUUUGAUGGUAAGUAUAAGACAUGGUAUUCUGCUGAUCAACCUAAGAAGAGGGAUUCUCAGAAUCCGAUUCUGUGUGGGUAA